AUGGUUUACAAUGCAGAGCAGGGAAAGCUGUCCGAAUACACGCGCGCUUUUGCGCGAAAAGCAAAGUCACUCCUUUAUAAAUGUCCUGUUGUUUUCUUUGGCGCAGUUCUUUAUCUUAUGUAUGUGAUGACAGUUGGUGAGAAGAUGUUCUCGUGCACUGGGUCCUUCCCGGGCGCUGAGGUGCACACUGCCAGCGCUAUUUUAUUUGUGGCAGCUUCCUGCGUUUCCCAAGUUUUAUUCUUUGCUCUCUCUUCAUACACGUCGGGGGUUAUAUCCUCGCCGAUCUCUGAGUCGUUCAGGUACGUGCAGAGCAUGCACGAGUCUCUUGCCGCUGGUCUGCCGGUAGAAAGGGUCUUCACAAACCUUUUUGUGUGUCUUGCUCUCUCUGCGCUUCUUACAAGCGCUGGGUUCUUUCUGAUGUACAUUCUUCGCGCUGAGCGCAUGAUCAACAGGAUACCCUCUGGGCUGUCCAUGGCGCUCUUCAUUUCCAUAGGGUUUCUGUGUGUGUCGUAUGCAAACGAGCGGGUGUGUGCUGUCUCCAGCGCAGCAGGAGUGUACUGGCAGGCUGUUUUGGCGUUCAAUGCAGUUGGCGUUGCUGUCACUCUCCUGUGCAAGGUGUGCAAGAAAAGGUGCCCUGCUGUGGCACGGUACAGUGUGCUUUGGGCUGGUGUUUUGCUCACCGCUGUGUUCUAUGUAUGGGCACUCAUAAAGGGGGAGACAACAGCCUCUCUCCUUAAAAAGGGAUGGCUGGCAAGUGACCCGCGCAAGGAGGUGGUUCUGGCUGUGCCGCGCAUGGCUCUCCCCCACAUAGACCUUCGCGCAGUGCUUUGGGAGAUUCCGUCAAUUGGGAAGAUUGCUGCAAUGAACCUCAUGCAGUUUCCAAUAAACUUUCCCCCAGCAAAGGCGCAGACCGGCAAAAGUGCGCGCGCGCGAAAGGAGCUGCUUGCAAACGGAGUGUGCAACGCAGUAACCUCUCUUUUUGGCUGCUCAGUGCAGGUGCUUCCGUCUUCCACAAUUGCGGUGUACGAGUCUGGGUCCAGGCACAUGGCAGACACGCUGCUGUUCACUGCUGCGCUGAUUGGGUCUCUUGCCGCAGGACACAGACUCCUCCUCUAUGUUCCAUUUGCUGUGUUUGACAUGCUCUUUCUCUGUCUGGGGCUGAACAUUGUGCUGCAGUCCGGACUGGAUGCGUUCGCAGAGGGAUGGGGAGUGUUUUCAGGCGCGGUUUGCGUGUCUGUUGUGUCCACAGCCACAGGAAGCGUGCUGUGCGGUGCUGCUAUGGGCGCACUUCUGUACGCGGGGAAGUAUAUGUAUACACAGCACAGCAGAGUGUGCUUCUCCCCUUGCGAGGUGUAA
This is a messenger RNA of Nematocida ausubeli, 1356 nucleotides long. RefSeq lists its product as uncharacterized. The record is from RefSeq and is a predicted model, not a curated record. The coding region runs from base 1 to 1356 and encodes 451 amino acids. The transcript has a single exon. Lineage: Eukaryota; Fungi; Microsporidia.